AUGCGCUCGUUUAUCAGCCACCGCAGGGCUGUGAGCUUUGGCGUUGAUGUCGGCACCUCGUCCAUCGCGCAGCCGCGCUGCAUUUCCUCUUUCCAUAGACUUACACACACCCACGCUCUGGGAGGGGGGUCAUCGUCUAUCUCCCGGGGCUUCCCUAUAGAGCACGGUGUUCGCCGGAACUACGGCACAACGGCUAUCCUCUUGAAACAGCACCAGCCCACCAACACCGGCGCCUCUGCGGCAUCGUCGCGCGCGAGCGGUCAGGCAAGCCGCAAGCAAACGCGGCAGAAGGAGGCGGCGGACUAUGGUACUGCAGGAGCCCUUGUGGAGCCUGCGCUAGAUAACGUUACGGCGGCAGCGUCCCUGCCGCUCGCCGCGUCGUCGUCGGAGGCCGUCCUGUCGACCGGGACCGGUACUACAUCGUCGGUGUCGCGUAACGUGUCAGGACAAGGCGCUGCAUGCAGCGCCAAGGCGGUAAGGCGAGGACGUAGAAGGCAGGAGGCAGCCGCCGUCAGUGCAGCACGUCGCUCCAGCACACCAUCGUCCAACCUGGUCCCCUCCUCUCCUUCUUUUCCGUCACAUGAGCGUCCCUCUGAUGCCGUGGCCACCCUACCGCCGCUCGAGCCGCCGAUGUCGUCUCUUGUCGCUGGCGAAGACGGCAUCGUCGUUACAGCGUCGUCGUCUCAGGGAAAGAAGCGUGGAAAGCGUGGAUCGACGGGCUCACCCUCGCCUUCGGACCCGGCGGGUAGUGCUGUCGGCGGUUUGGGGUCAACUGGGGCCGUCGCCGCGAAUACGGCGGACACCGCUGCACCGACGCCGUCCUCUCUCUUCGGUUCACCGCAGCCGGUCUACUACACGCACAAUAUGAUGGACACAACGCCCCGCACGGAAGAGCAGCGCGUCGCGGAGCGGUGCAGCAUUACGAAGCUGAUCAUGGUCUCCGGUUCAGUGUCCUUUCUCUUCACGACUCUUCCGCGUAGCGAAGGGCCGCUGAAGAUGUACGUGAAGGACCUCAAUCGCGCCCAGGCGCCGUCGUAUGACUCCGUUAGAACACUUGGCAAACAUGUCGCUCACAACCAGUAUAAUGCUGCGAUGAGCACCGAGAACGAGAGGGGAGUCGGUGUGAAUUCGGCUGCCGGCACGCCGACGCUUCUUGCGCUUUCGGAAAAGCAGUUCCUCGAGUUGCGGCAGCGCCUCUGUGCGGAGCAGCUUGCCACCAACACUGUCUUCAUUCAUGUGCGUGAAAUGGAACAGCUGGUGCCACCGCACCACCUUCAGCUUCCUCCCUUGACAACCGUAGAGACGAGCGAAAGUGGUGAUGCACAGAGCGCUGCCUCAUCCGGUGAAGCGGCUGCAUGCAACCAGCGGGAAGGCAAGACGCGCGGUCGCCGCGGACGUCGUCGUGGUAGUGUUCGCCCCGUGCGUCCUUUGUCGACCCCUGUUGCCGCCUCAACCCCACAUACAGCGCCGCUGCCGACGCUUUCUCCGGUGGAGCGCCUUCUCGCUUUGCAGGCGUGGAAAAAAGAGGCGGCGCGCCGUGCCGAGGAGACGCAAGCGCGCUACCCUGUUCCUGCUCAUUAUCACGCCAUUACGCGGGUGCGCUUCCACGAUCCCCACCAGACAGACUUGACGGUAGCGAUGGGCAGCGGGUGGUCCAAGAGCAUUGACUCCGUCCUGCGCGCGAUUGUGCGCAGCAUGCCGCAAGACAAGCGUGGAGCCGAGUCGGGCAGCUCCGGCAGCGACAGCGACGCCAAGUGGCUCACCGCUGAAGCGGAGGAGGACGACAGUGACGAUACAAGCCCGCCCUUCCCGAUGCCCGACCCAUCCAUGUACAGCAGUGAGGUGAGCAUGCACGUCGCCAAUGACGCACCAGAAGCGGAGGAGCUUCGCUUCCUCACCUCUCCCUAUACAGUGAAGCCACUGCUGACGGUGUGCGCCAGCUGCGUGCCGCGCCGCGAGGCGUGGAUCGGCACGUGCGCACCUGGCCCAUCAAUUGCGCCUGCCACGGAUGUGGAGUCGGGGUGGAGUCCCUACUUGUUGAGGGCGGUUCCAACGGUGCCGCGCUACUCGACCCGUAUCACUAUCAUGCUCGAGCACGAUGAAAUGGACCCUUCCGACCUCGUCUCCCUCGCAGAGAUCAGCACGGCACGCAAGUCUUCCCCACCCUCUGGAGCAGAGCUGCAUCCGUCGCCGGAUCGGCAGCAAGACGUCACGAUUUGCGGUGGCGGCGUGGACUCGACGGGGCAGAAGGUGGGGGCUCCGAAAGGGAGCUCGCUGAUGCCUGAUGGGGCGGACUUCACAGUGCCUAAAAAGCCACUGCACUUGUACUGCCUUGUGCAAGAUGCGGGCGAGUACUAG
This is a messenger RNA of Leishmania braziliensis MHOM/BR/75/M2904, 2358 nucleotides long. RefSeq lists its product as hypothetical. The transcript has a single exon. The record is from RefSeq and is a predicted model, not a curated record. NCBI's taxonomy places the organism in Eukaryota, Euglenozoa, Kinetoplastea, Trypanosomatida, Trypanosomatidae. Bases 1 to 2358 code for a protein of 785 amino acids.